Lodderomyces orthopsilosis Co 90-125 is the source of this 465-nucleotide messenger RNA. RefSeq names its product transcription elongation factor. Gene Ontology annotation, cellular component: nucleus; DSIF complex. Gene Ontology annotation, biological process: chromatin organization; positive regulation of DNA-templated transcription, elongation; regulation of transcription elongation by RNA polymerase II. The transcript has a single exon. Gene Ontology annotation, molecular function: zinc ion binding; RNA polymerase II complex binding. The coding region runs from base 1 to 465 and encodes 154 amino acids. Lineage: Eukaryota; Fungi; Ascomycota; Pichiomycetes; Serinales; Debaryomycetaceae. The record is from RefSeq and is a predicted model, not a curated record.
AUGCUUUUCCGUGUGUUUGAAAAAUUGACAACCAAAAACUCAAAUCUUAAAAAAAAAACUCACCAUCAAUCUACACGCCAUUCAAACCCCAACCAAUAUCACAGUUGCAAGCUAUCAAAAAUGUCCACUAGAUCAGAAAGAGCAUGCAUGUUAUGUGGGAUAAUACAACCAGUAAAGGCAUUCAAAACUGAAGGAUGCCCCAAUUGUGAAAGUUUGUUACAAUUUCGAAAUCCUGACCAAGAUUUCAACCCAAUCACUGACUGUACGUCACCAUCCUUUGAAGGGUUGGUCGCCUUGGGAGAAGAUCAUAAGGAAUCAUGGGUGGCGAGAUGGCUAAGGAUAGACAAUUUCGUUCCUGGUCUCUAUGCUGUUAAGAUUAAUGGUAAACUACCCCCAAUAGUGAUCGAGCAUUUGGAAUCGCAAAAUGUCAUAUAUAGACCAAGAGAUGGAACUGCAGAAGAUUAG